GGAGUUCCACGACCAUGUGCACAAAGAGGUCCGUGCCAUCCGUGAUCGGUCGCCCUAUGCCCUCAAAUGCGCCGACGGUGGAGACCACUCCGUGGAAGAUGCGUCGGAGAUCGGCGACGGACUCACCCUUCAUCUUCGGAAGUGAAGUAAAUGCUGCAAGGGCGUCGUCAGUCACUACGAUGGAGGAGAACAAAUCUCGGAAGGCAGGCCAAUCUUCGAAUUUUCCUGAGAAUUCCGGCAUCUGGAUUCGGGGCAAUACGUUGCGAGAGGUCGCUUGCCCUGCCCUGCUCUUCGAGUCAUUGAGAACCUUCGGUUCCUCGAGCUUUUCCUCGUACUCCAGAAGCUUGGUUCUCUGUUGGAUGUAGGCCGUUUCGACGGUACUCAGGAAGUCCUCCGUAUUGUACUUGCUCCUAUCGAACUCCUCACCAAACUCUGCUUGCAGGCGGUCAUGCUGCGCUUGGAAUUUGGCCCACUUGCCCUCGAGGACCGACAGCGUGGAGCGAACGAGGGGAAGCGAG
Temnothorax curvispinosus is the source of this 518-nucleotide messenger RNA. RefSeq lists its product as uncharacterized. The transcript has 2 exons. NCBI's taxonomy places the organism in Eukaryota, Metazoa, Arthropoda, Insecta, Hymenoptera, Formicidae. The record is from RefSeq and is a predicted model, not a curated record. The coding region runs from base 15 to 365 and encodes 116 amino acids.